This is a messenger RNA of Myxocyprinus asiaticus (Chinese sucker), 495 nucleotides long. Its product is annotated as trans-L-3-hydroxyproline dehydratase-like. The transcript is spliced from 5 exons. The record is from RefSeq and is a predicted model, not a curated record. NCBI's taxonomy places the organism in Eukaryota, Metazoa, Chordata, Actinopteri, Cypriniformes, Catostomidae. The coding region runs from base 1 to 495 and encodes 164 amino acids. Gene Ontology annotation, molecular function: hydro-lyase activity.
AUGUCUUUGAAGGAACAGUUUAAUUCUUUGUCGUCCUUUUUUUCUCUUGAUGUAAAUGUCUCUGUUGCAGGACAUGGGUCCAUCGUUGUGGAUAUAAGCUAUGGUGAAUCUCUUUAUGCUUUUAUGAGUGCUUACAAGUUCGGAUUGGAUGUCAGCAAGUCCCAAACCAGAGAUUUAGUGGAUGCAGCCACUGCUGUGACUAAUGCUAUGAAAUUCCAGGUGACACUGCACCAUCCUGUUAGUGAGGAUAUGGCCUUUCUCUAUGGCACAAUCCUUACUGAUGGCAAAGAUGCUUUCUCUGGAGAGCCCACUGCCAAUGUGUGUUUGCUGACUCACAGUUGGAUAGAAGCCCAACUGGGUCAGGGGGUCACUGCUUGCGUUGCUCUUCAGUUCAAUAAAGGCCUGAUCAGGCUGAACCAGACCAGAAGCUUCCAGAGUGGAGCUACAGGUUCAGUAUUUACAGAAAAAGCAACAGAGGAGACCAUGUGUGGGUAG